AUGUCUGAUAGUCUAAUUGUACUCCCCCGCCCUGGGACUGCCCAGCCAGACGCGCGACAACCAAUACGCGCCCCAUCCGAAGCCGAUUUCACUGCUGUCUUUGGCAAAGUACUCCCCGAAGCGUCCUACCUGUCGACAAAGAGUGGCAGAGCUGCCUUUUAUGAGCUGCCGCCCUCGUCUGCCUCACCACCAGACGACGCGACAGCGAUUUCCCGCGUGCUGUUACUGCAUGGCGUCCAAACACCCGCAAUCGGCCUGCAGCCACUAGCAAGGGCACUGUCGGCGCGUUUUCCACAUGCGAAAUGCGUACUGGUUGACUGGUGGGGCCACGGGCUCACAGACACGCCAUUUGCGACGCACAACGCGGCGCUGUUUCACGAGCUGCUGGAAUCUCUAUUCCAGCAUCUUGGCUGGGAAGAUGCCCAUGUAGUUGGCUAUUCUUUUGGUGCAUCAGUAACUGCAAGUUUUGCGGCUGCAAGGCCAGAGCGCGUCGCGUCUAUGGUGCUGGUAGCCCCUGCAGGCUUCAUCCGCAAGGAGCUUUUUACCGAGCGACAGAAGAGUUACGUGCGUGGUGGUGAAGGCCUAGAAGAGCCGGCAAAAGAGUGGAUCCUGGAAUUUCUAGAAGGAGGCCAGUUAACUGUCCCUCAAGAUUGGAAAGAGAAAGUAGGAAGAGGCGAGGUGGUGGCCGAAGCCGUCCGAGACUGGGAGCUGAAGAACCAUGAGGGCCAUGUUGCGAGCGUGGUAGCCAUUUUCAGAGACGGCGGGGUUUUGGAUAACAGCACCGAAUUCGCCAGAGCAGCCGAAAAGGGCGUCAAAUAUCUAUAUAUCCUUGGAGAGCUCGAUGAUGUAUGCAGCCCUCAAGAUCUAUCUGGCAUUGGGGUGCAAGAUUUUGUUAGUAUUCCACAGGUUGGACAUGCAGUUGUGCGGGAAAAGGCAUCCGAGGUCGCUCAGUCAAUCGCGGAUUUCUGGAACAAGAUCUGA
This is a messenger RNA of Trichoderma gamsii, 981 nucleotides long. RefSeq lists its product as hypothetical. The transcript has a single exon. The record is from RefSeq and is a predicted model, not a curated record. The coding region runs from base 1 to 981 and encodes 326 amino acids. Lineage: Eukaryota; Fungi; Ascomycota; Sordariomycetes; Hypocreales; Hypocreaceae.